GAAUUAUAGUGUUAUUCACUUGACGGUUCUCGCACAACCCAAACUCUCUUUCCUCUCUUUUUCUCUCUAGAAGCAGCACCAGUUCAUCCAUUCUUUCUCUCUCCAAAGUGCCAAACUCUCCCACUUUCGCACAUCUUCCUCCACAUUCCACAAAAAAGCAAACACAACCACCGCAUCCAUGGCAGAGGUCACGAAGCAGCAGCACCUCCCCAUCAAGGGCGGAACUCUGAUCUCGGACGUCAACAGUCUCUUCUCUAUCCUCAACACCAGAAACACCGUGGCUUUUGCAUAUGGCAUCAUGUUUGCUUUCAUCGCCUUGACUGUUUUCAUGACCUUCAAUCCCUCCGCGAACUACACUUCUCCAUAUUUUGCAAGCAUUAUCACUACUUCAAAUUCUACUACUUCCACUUCUGGUUCGAGCAAUUCACUUUUCUCCUUCUUCUUCCCCAAUGGUACUUCUUCAUCUCCGCCGCAGCAAGAUCGAACCGUUUUUUCUCCUCCGCCGCAAACAGAGCUGUCUAGAUCUGCUAACACCACCGCCGCCCCCGCAGCAUCUGCCACUGUGAAUAAACAACCCACUAUUUUGAACCCGAAUCAGACCUCAAACGUCCAGCCAAUACCUCUAGUCACACCCAAGAAUAGUACUACUUCACCUGAACCGACAACCCGUUUGAAAAACCAGACCGACAACACUCACAAUUCUGAGAAUGCCACAGUUUUUACAGCCAAUCAGACCGGAACCACCGCCCCAAAAACCCCGGUGGCGGCCGGGAAUGGAAGCGCCGAUCCGGCACCGAAUUCGAUUUCCGCGAACAAGAGUGUUGCAGAGAAGGGUGUAGAGAAGAAUUUAACUGCUCCCCUGUUGAAAAAACAGAGCAAUGAAACGAAUUCCGGCGUGCCGGCGGAGCAGGGGAAGCAGGGGAGUGAUGAUUUGGUGAAGUCUUUGAUGAAUUGUGAUAUGCUACAUGGAGAGUGGGUGAAGGACGAUUCGUAUCCGCUAUACAAACCUGGGUCUUGUCCUCUGAUCGAUGAACAGUUCAAUUGUAUUCUCAAUGGCAGACCUGAUAAGGAUUACCAAAAAUUCAAAUGGAAGCCCAAGGAUUGCACUUUACCAAGGUUGGAUGGAAGUCAUAUGUUGGAGUUGUUGAGAGGAAAGCGCCUGGUAUUCGUUGGUGAUUCUCUGAAUAGGAAUAUGUGGGAGUCUCUGGUUUGCAUCCUUAGAAACUCGGUGAAAGAUAAGAGCAAGGUUUUUGAAGCCAAUGGGAGAACCCAUUUUCGUGGGGAAGCUUCGUAUUCCUUCAUAUUCAAAGACUAUAACUGCACGGUGGAGUUCUUCGUGUCUCCCUUCUUAGUUCGAGAAUGGGAAAUGCCGGAGAAAGAUGGAUCAAAGAGAGAAACACUUCGUCUUGACUUAGUAGGGAGAUCUUCCGAUCUAUAUAAAGAUGCUGAUAUCGUCAUCUUCAACACCGGACACUGGUGGACUCAUGAGAAAACAUCCAAAGGGAAAGACUAUUACCAAGAAGGUAGCCAUGUCUAUGGUGAAUUGAAUGUUCUUGAGGCGUUUCGGAAAGCUUUAACUACGUGGGCAAGAUGGGUUGAUGCCAAGGUUGAUCCGAAGAAAAGUAUUGUCUUCUUUCGGGGCUAUUCUGCUUCCCAUUUCAGUGGUGGGCAGUGGAAUUCUGGUGGCCAAUGCGACAGUGAGACAGUUCCCAUCUUCAAUGAGGAGUAUCUGAGACCGUACCCGCCCAAGAUGCUGGUACUGGAGAAGGUGUUGAGAAACAUGAAAAGCCAUGUCACAUAUCUCAAUAUCACAAGAAUGACAGAUUUCCGGAAGGAUGGUCACCCGUCAAUCUACCGGAAGCAAAAACUGUCCAAGGAAGAAAGGACAUCACCUAAGAGCUUCCAGGACUGCAGCCAUUGGUGCCUUCCUGGUGUUCCUGACGCAUGGAAUGAGGUUCUCUACGCCGAGCUACUAGUAAAGCUGUACCAAAAUAAGCAGCAGCAACUGCAACAGCAGAAGAAGAGAGCAUAGGUAAAAUGUCACACUAAACUUAAAGGGCCACAUUCAUUCAUACUCAAACAUUGAGUGAUCUAAAUCACAGUGAGCAGUAUACUCUCUUUUUUCCUGCCCUUUUUUCAACAUUAUCGAUGUAAAGCAUCGAAGCAAAGAUCCGACGAAGAGUAACUUAUUCUACAAGUUAUGUGAUCAAAAUGCAUAAACUUAUUUGUUUAUAUGAAUGAAGAGAGCAAGGGGAAGAGUGAAAAGAGCGUAGGGAGUUAUUUUAGCCAGUGAUGCAAUUUUCACUUGUAAAUUUCUUUCUUAUUAGCCCAAAAAAUCACAGGCUUGUAGAAUUGUAAAUUUCUAUCCUCUAUUAAUUAUUUAAUUUGUUUAGUUUCUGUUAA
Messenger RNA from Pyrus x bretschneideri (Chinese white pear), 2403 nucleotides. RefSeq names its product protein trichome birefringence-like. The record is from RefSeq and is a predicted model, not a curated record. Bases 179 to 2032 code for a protein of 617 amino acids. Lineage: Eukaryota; Viridiplantae; Streptophyta; Magnoliopsida; Rosales; Rosaceae. Gene Ontology annotation, cellular component: Golgi apparatus. Gene Ontology annotation, molecular function: O-acetyltransferase activity. The transcript has 5 exons.